AUGGUAAUAAGUGCCACUCGUGUGCCGACUGUGAGUUUACUUCGAACGACGACCAGAGAGAGACAUCAGCUUCAGCAAUUUAGAUCCUGCUGUGCACACAUUGUGGUUGGCCGUGAUGACAUAAAGCUUAAGUUAAAGGAAGUCUUGGAGGAGCACGGGGUGCUGGGGGCCAAAUCGCCAGUGCGCGAGCUUGCGUUCAGCAAAGUGAGCUCGAAAGCAGCGACCAGCUUGUGUGCCCUGCUGGAUAUUUCACUUGAGGACGGCAACAUGAUGGCCCCGCUGCCUGACGGCCCAUUCCUGUCAUGUGGAGUCUUUGACAUGGGUAAUUAUGCGAAUGAGGAUUCCGCGCUGCCCCACUUUCUUGCACACAUCGAGGCUGGGCUGAAGUUGAACGGUGUUAGUUUCAAUCGCGGCGGCUUCACCAUGUACGACCUGCACAAGGAGCGACUCUUUACGAUCACUUCUGGCAGCACAUGCUUCAGCGGUGGAUUGGAUGCAGGGAUUGUUCCGUUUGGGCUUUCCAAGUGUGGAUGUACGAGGCAGUUGCGUGCUGGCAUUGAAGUCAAGCACUCUGACAAGCACAAGGCCACCUACAAGCAGCGGUACCAUGGCAUCCCCCCCACUGGAGCGGAGCAGGACGUGCUCUUUACCGGUUCAGUGUUGGGCCAAGCAUUGGUGGAGCUGCUCGCUGCCUUCACAUUUGCCCAGGUCCCAAGCAUGGCGCUUCUGCUCAGCAGCUAUGACACCAAUGUCUUCCUGGAGCUAUCAGACGGUGUGUGCCGCCACUGGGCGGGAUUGAGCUUUGACGCUGCCAUGUUCAAGAUGGGUGAGUACCUCAAGGGCUGUGACACGGACCGGCGGUAUACGCUGGACAAGCACCGCUCGGAGCUGCCGGCUGAAACGGUUGAGAAUAUCGAGAGGCUUCGGAAGCGACUCAAGGGGGAGAGCCUUCUGGAAGAGCAGCUCAACAGCCUCGCUGGGGAGUUUGACGACGAUCCCCGGGAAAGGCUUCGCACCACAUUGGAACUGAUUGACACGCACCAUGCAUGGUCGAGCAUGUAUGUGUAG
Molecule: messenger RNA, 1068 nt
Organism: Volvox carteri f. nagariensis
Lineage: Eukaryota; Viridiplantae; Chlorophyta; Chlorophyceae; Chlamydomonadales; Volvocaceae
Exons: 3
Coding region: 1-1068 (355 amino acids)
Source: RefSeq, a predicted model, not a curated record